Molecule: messenger RNA, 1950 nt
Organism: Fusarium poae
Lineage: Eukaryota; Fungi; Ascomycota; Sordariomycetes; Hypocreales; Nectriaceae
Exons: 4
Coding region: 1-1950 (649 amino acids)
Molecular function (GO): protein binding
Source: RefSeq, a predicted model, not a curated record
AUGGCGGAAGCGCUCGGCGUCGCAUCCGGCGUUAUCGCUGUUGUCGAUAUGUCGGCUAAAGUGGUUAAUUGGUGCGUACGAUACGCUCAGGAUGUAUCGCAUGCCAAAGAGGACAAGACGAGGCUGGUAGAGGAGGUCACGCGUCUGAACCUAGCGUCAGUAAACGCUCGCAACUUGCUAGAUGGGCCAGGUGGCUCGAAGCUCAAAGCAUCUCACGCCCUCCUUCUGGCAACAGACAAAAGUCGACCUCAGCUUCAACGUAUUGAGAGCCAGCUUGCCGCGGGAACUGGGCAGGAAGAUGGCAAAGAGGAGAUCAUCAAAGACUUUAAGAUGAUAGUUGGCAGUAUAGUCAUGCUUGCCAAUCCUCUUUCAGUUUCGGCCUUGUCGCAGCUGCUCGAGGUCGAUCCCGAAGUGGUAGACAACAGACUUGACACACUCCAUUCGGUUCUCAGCGUGCCACCAAGACGCAAAGAGCCUGUGCGGUUGCUGCAUUUGUCAUUUCUAGACUAUCCCAUCACAAAAGAAAGCGAGUUCCGGGUAGACAAAAGACAUGCCCACCAAACCUUGGCGAAACACUGCUUGCGCGUCAUGUGGGGUGGUUUGCGUGAGAACAUAUGCGGCCUAUCUUUCCCGGGAAUGCGCAGAUCUACGGUAGACAGCUCAGAGCUUGAGGAACACAUUCCUGCACAAGGUCAAUAUGCUUGCAUGUACUGGGUUUAUCAUCAGAUGGAGGGUGAUCCCGGAUUGAACGACAGCGAGAAAGUUUAUGAUUUCUUAACGACACAUUUUCUGCAUUGGCUGGAAGCGAUGAGUUUACUGGGCCGAGUCAAGGAACGUCUCGACUCACUUAGGCCACUGGCAAGAUGGCUAGAGAACCGCGAAGACUCAAGCCUAUUGUCUUUUGUAGCUGACGCAGUGCGAUUUGUUCAGCUCAAUUUCUCCGUCAUUGCCGAAGCACCGCUACAGGUUUAUUGUUGUCUAGCUUUCGCACCAAGCAAGAGUAUCGCGAGAAAGAUAUUUGAGAACGCUAUUCCAAAGUGGAUAAGUAAUCUGCCGAAGGUUGAGGAAAACUGGGACUCAUGCUUGUUGACUCUAGAGGGCCACAGCGACUGGGUCGACUCGGUGGUGUUCUCGUACGACUCGAAAAAGGUGGCGUCGGGCUCUUCUGACAUAACGAUCGCAUCGGGCUCUGAGACGGUACGGAUCUGGGAUACAGAGACGGGCGAGUGCAAGCAAGUGCUGCAGGGCCAUAGUGACGAAGUCAACUCGGUGGUGUUCUCGCAUGACUCGAAAAAGAUCGCAGCGGCCUCGAAAAACAUGACAGUGCGAAUCUGGGACGCAAAGACGGGAAAGUGUGAGCAUAGGAUGGAGGGCCACCGUGGCUUGGCCAACUCGGUGGGGUUCUCGCCUAACUCGAUAAUGGUGGCAUCGGCUUCUGACGAAGAGACAGUGCGAAUCUGGGACGCAAAGAUGGGCGCGUGUGAGCGAGUACUAGAGGGCCAUGACGACUAUAGUCACUCCUUGGUGGUCUCCCACGACUCAAAAAAGGUGGCAUCGGGCUCCUCUGACGAGACGGUACGGAUCUGGGACGCAGAGACGGGCGAGUGCAAGCAAGUGCUGCAGGGCCAGGAUGACGAGGUUGACUCGGUGGUGUUCUCGCACGACUCGAAAAAAGUUGUAUCGAGCUCUAGUGACAAGAAGAUACGGAUCUGGGAUGUCGAGACAGGUCGCUGUAAAAACGGCUUUUCAUUGGAUCGAUAUGCAGGCGUUCUUUCUUUUACGCCCGACGAACGUGGUAUUGUUACCAAUCGUGGCACGUUUGCUUUGCCAGAUGGCUCGCAGGCUUCUGCUGAGUUUGCCACGGCAUGGCGAUGCUCGAAGGCUGCGAUACUGACCUGUAUCGACGAUACUUGGGUCGUGGUGGUAGGGAAAGACCAGUGUGGGAAAUAG